AUGUUAGAAAAUCAGCUUAUUAUGACUGGGCCUGACAUUAGUCAAAUGAACCAUAUGAAAGAGGUGGGGAUCAGCAUACCAAACAUAUUUGGGUCAUUAGCUAGCCAGUGUGGUGGGUACGAGAACAUUAAUUUUUCAAUUAAGGAUAUGCACAAUCAAGUUGCGAAGCAAAGAAGACAAUUACCUGAUGAUUUAACCUCUGUAAUGGCUUACCUGGAAACGCUAGCAGCAAGGGAUCAAAACUUGUUCUAUAGUGUUGAAAAGGGCAGAGAAGGAGUGUUUCGGCAAAUUUUUUUGUGUGAUGGCCGGUGUCAGUUGGAUUACGAUCUGUUCGGGGAUGUGCUAGCAUUUGACACCACAUAUAAGAAGAAUAGAUACAGAUUGCCGGUGGUAAUAUUCUCGAGAGUUAACCACCAUAAUCAAACCGUUGUAUUUGGUGCUGCGAUAGUUUCAAAUAAGAGGAAAAGCACCUAUGUGUGGUUACUAAAACAGCUUCUCAUAGCAAUGAAGGGAAAGAUACCGACUUUAGUAAUUACGGAUGGCCAUCAAUCGAUGGCUAUCGCUAUUCAGGAAGUGUUUCCGAAUGCACAUCAUAGGUUAUGUGCAUGGCACUUGAUGCGUAAUGCAACAAGCAAUAUUCACAAACCUCAGUUUACGAAAAUGUUUUCAAAGUUAAUGCUAGGUGAUUACGAAGUUGGUGUGUUCGAACAAAAGUGGGAGGAAAUGGUUGGAUUCUUUGGAGUGGAAGAUCAGGAAUGGAUAGUAGAUAUGUAUGGGAAAAGAAACAUGUGGGCUACCACUCAUAUCCGAGGAAAAUUCUUUGCUGGGUUUAGAACGAUUUCGAGGUGUGAAAGUCUACAUGCUGUCCUCAAAAGAUAUGUUAAAUCAUGCCAUAAUUUGACAGAAUUUGUUCAACACUUCCAGCGUUGUUUGAGCUACAUGCGGCACAGAGAGAAUUUGGCAGACUUUAAAUCAUCAACUGGACAACCUGUGAUGCAGACACACUUUUAA
Molecule: messenger RNA, 1011 nt
Organism: Arachis stenosperma
Lineage: Eukaryota; Viridiplantae; Streptophyta; Magnoliopsida; Fabales; Fabaceae
Product: protein FAR1-RELATED SEQUENCE 5-like
Exons: 1
Coding region: 1-1011 (336 amino acids)
Biological process (GO): regulation of DNA-templated transcription
Source: RefSeq, a predicted model, not a curated record